AUGUUUAUCGACGAGAAGGAGACAUCAACCGCGGUACCAGAAAUCACAAACGACACGUCGGCAAGCCUGCCACCGCUCGCCGAACUGGCGGCGUCGCCCGACCCGGCUGCUGGGCUGUACAUCCACUCGAGAACGGGGGAGACGGUUCAGGUCAAGAUCCCGCGGGACUGCAUCGCUUUUCAGACAGGAGAGGCCCUUGAACGCAUUACAGGCGGCAGGUUCAAGGCGGUGCCACACUUCGUGAGGGGCGUCAGGGCGUCGGUGAGCGACGGCCGGGUCGCACGCAACACGCUGGCUGUUUUUACUCAGCCGAACCUCGGCGAGGAGGUCGACAUUGAGCAGCACAUAACGUUUGGCGAGUUUGCGCGGGGCAUCGUGGCUAAAAACACGGUUUCGUAG
Messenger RNA from Colletotrichum spaethianum, 399 nucleotides. RefSeq lists its product as uncharacterized. The record is from RefSeq and is a predicted model, not a curated record. The transcript has a single exon. The coding region runs from base 1 to 399 and encodes 132 amino acids. NCBI's taxonomy places the organism in Eukaryota, Fungi, Ascomycota, Sordariomycetes, Glomerellales, Glomerellaceae.